Plodia interpunctella (Indianmeal moth) is the source of this 1596-nucleotide messenger RNA. RefSeq names its product rootletin-like. The transcript has a single exon. Lineage: Eukaryota; Metazoa; Arthropoda; Insecta; Lepidoptera; Pyralidae. The record is from RefSeq and is a predicted model, not a curated record. The coding region runs from base 1 to 1596 and encodes 531 amino acids.
AUGGAAUGUUCAGGGUCUGAACAUUCCGCUGGGGAGGAAACGGACGGGAGUGGCCUCGCUGUGGGCCAAAAGAGGAUGGGGAGCCUGAUGGGAAGUGCGGGCUCCAUCACCUCGCUGUCGGAGUCGGUGCUGGGCAACAAGCGCCUCUAUUCUGAGGUGGCGACUGGUUCCGGCACCGACACUGAGGUCGGUGUGCCACGGGCACAGUCAGUGGCGAAGAGGGGCAAGGCCCGGGGUGCCUCGCACCUGACGAGGGCCCGGGCUGAGGCGAGGAGGAGUCGAGAGGAGGAUGCCGAGGCUUCCUUCUCGGCCUCUCUGGGGGCUCGGGCCUUCCGGAGGGGAGGACCCCCGAGUGGUGGGGACGAUGAUGUGGUGGUGGCCCCCAUUGAUGCGCGGGACUUUGGGGCCAUGGGUGCUGAUGGACUCAUGGCCACUGCGGUGGAGAGGCUGGGUAUAAUAACCAGCCUCGUCGGAAAGACUGCCGCCCUCAAGGGGGGCUUUAACUCCAAAAUUAUGCGGGCCUCCUCGGAUAUCAGGGAUAUCGUGGACACCCUGGUGGCGCGCAGCGAGUCGGACGAAGUUCGACGCCUUAAGGCCGAUAAUGGUCGCCUCCAAAGGGAGGUGGCCAUUAUGAAGGCUGAGGUCGCUGCGCUCCGCCGGGGGUUCGAGGAGGCUCGCCGUGAGGCUGCUCAGGCUGCGCGGACGGUGCAGCGGCAGGCUGCUCCAGUGGAGGAUGAGCUGGAGCAGAGGAUGGCCAGAUUGAUUGAUGGCCGUCUGGCAGCGUUAGGACUGGCUGGGUGUCCUCGGAGUGCCACUCGUCCACCUCUGGCGGGUGACAACUCCGAAGUGGCGAGGGCUGCAAGGACGGCCAUUGAUCAGGCCUCCGGUCUGGGUCCGGCGCCGCGGCUUGAGCAGCCGGUGGUGGAGUUGGAGGUUCGGGCCCCUGCACGCCCGGCCUCUGAGAGGCGGGGUUGUAAGGGCGUAGGUGCUGGGGGAGUGACAGAGUGGGGGCCCUUCGGGCCGUCGACCUCAACAGCUGUGGUCGACGAAUGCCCGGAGCUCCCCUGGGUCGAAGUCCGGGGGAGGAGGGGGAAGGGGAAGGGCGUGGGAAAGAAGUCCCAGCCCAAACCUGCGGAGCGACCGGCGGCGGCCCCAACAAAGGCCACUGCAACGGCGCCCAAGGCACCCCCCAGGGCGGCGCCAGCGAGGGCGGCCAAGCUGUCGGCCCCUAGCUCCUCGGCUGUAAUUCUCAAGUUACAGCCGGAGGCAGCGCAAAAAGGGGCCACAUACAGCUCCGCCCUCCUCAAGGCCGAGCAGGCGGUGAGCCUGGAGGGGCUAGGAAUCGGCUCGCUUCGGAUUCGCCCGAGUGCGACCGGGGCGAGGCUAAUCGAGGUCUCUGGCCCUUCCAACUCAGACAAGGCAGAUGCGCUUGCAUCGGCCUUGAAGGCGGCCCUUUCCGGCGUCGCGGACGUUUCCAGGCCCGUCAAAACCGCGGACUUCCGCGUGACGGGCCUGAAUGAUGCGGCAACGGCAUCGGUUAAAGGCUGCGGUCGCGCAAGCCGGGAGCUGCACGGAGGACCAGGUCUGGGUGGGUGA